CUGCGUAUCACCUUUUGUCUCCGGAACGCGAGAAAGAUCGCGCUGAGAGAGAGCGAGAAGAAGGUCGUUUGAUGCAUCGCACCUACCACGAAGCUCAACCUUGCCCUUUCGCUCGAAUCCGCUGGCAAACGGCUCAUUUGCGAGCUCUGUACAGUCAGCGCCAUGGGUGCCGCGACUGGAGUUGACGAUCGCGAGUACCUGCAGCAACCCGAGCGGCCGCCCCGCCGCGUCGUACCCGCCAAGUACGUUUGCAUUGCGGUGUCUUGCUUGGCGCUCGUGCUGCUCGCGAUAGCAUUGUCUUAUCCGAUCAGCAGCCUGUUGGGCAUAAGGCGACUGAACGACACUUACAAGAGCGCCAACGUCUCCGACAAUGAGAUCAACGACACCACUCCCGGUGGCUUCCAACCCACGCAAGGAGGGUACAAGCGGAACGAAACCGAAGAACAGCCACCGCCACCACCACCCGUAUCUUCUACGCCUGCGGAAACUACGGAGUCGACAACCCCGACCACCUCGACUAGUACGCAGUCUACCACGCAACCCACGACGACCACAACGGUGACUCAAGAGACUACUACUAUCACGACGACGAUGACUGAAGAGCCGUCGACGAGCAGGAGUACCAGGAGGCACAGAAGGUCCCACCGCGAAGAGCCCGACGACACGACUACUGAAUCGCCGACGAACCAAACGUCGAGACCGUCCGUGUGGUUGAACCAAACCAGAAGCCCCCCCGCCGUGCCAGGUUACGUUGUGUACGAGGUCGCCAUGAAGAAGGUCAGCGUCCAGUUGGUCUACGAAUGUCACUGCCCGCGCAGCCGGCGCUUCAUCGUGUCCCAGCUGUUACCCGUGUACGAGCUGCUGCGUGAGUACAUGCACCUCACCCUGCUGCCUUUCGGUCGAGCCCGUAUCGAGAACGGUACUGGUGGGGGUAACGAUACUGCUGGCAACACCACCGCCACUGCAACUCCCAGCAGCGCCAACAGCACCGGUGAGGCGGCAAGUACGGAGAACGCGGAGCCCGCAGAAGAUGUCCGCCCUGCCUACAGCAGUAACAACGCCAACGGGAACAACACCUACAGCGACGACAGGAACGGCACCAGCAGCGACCGCAACUCGACGUCCAGUCCGACCGUCAAGUGCCCCCGCGGAGAAGACGAGUGCCACGGCAGCAUGGUCCAGACGUGCGUUAUGAGGCACGUCGAGGAGACCCUGACCGCUGUCCGGGUCAUCGCCUGCAUGUCCCGGUAUCCGGACCCUCACCACGUCGGUCGUCGCUGCGUCGAGAAGUACGGCCUGGAGUGGCACCUGGUGGACAAGUGCGUGACGGAGCAAGGCAAGCUGCUCAUGCUGGACAUGGGCAAGCAGACGUGGAGCAUCACGGGCAGCGUGGACAGCGUGCCCCUGAUCCGCGUGCAGGGCGAGAUGAGCCACGUGAUCCAGGUCGAGGCGCAGACCGACCUGCUGUCGCUCAUCUGCGCCCGCCUGCAGAACCGACCCCCGGCUUGUCAGGGCCGUCGGAACGCGACGCAGGGUGCGCUGACCGGUAACGACACCGAGACCACCGAAGCUCCGUCGAGUACCACGUCUGCGGCUGCGCCGUCAACGGGAUACUAAAUGGAGGCGGCGCUGUCUUUAGGACAUGCUUUGUAAUCGAUCGGUUAAAAGACAACGAGGGGGGAGGCCACAGCUGGCACCGUUCCAGGACCAGGACGGAUGGACUCAAGUUAACGAUUAAAGGCUUUCGCCUGAAAAACAGCGCGAAAAAACAAAAACAAAACGAAGACGAGUGGUGAACGGCACACAACAUCGCUGACUUUCAACUAAAUGUUUAUUGAUAAAAGAACAGAAAAGGUAGAGAACGAAAAGAACUAUAAAAUAAUAAGCAGCCAUCGCGCAUGAACAAGAAGCAAAAGAACACUCCUUCUUUGGCAAUAAACAUUUACUUACCAGUCAG
Molecule: messenger RNA, 1957 nt
Organism: Rhipicephalus microplus (southern cattle tick)
Lineage: Eukaryota; Metazoa; Arthropoda; Arachnida; Ixodida; Ixodidae
Molecular function (GO): oxidoreductase activity, acting on a sulfur group of donors, disulfide as acceptor
Source: RefSeq, a predicted model, not a curated record